GAGAGAGAGAGAGAGAGAGAGAGAGAGCGUUACAUUCACAGAGAGCACAAUCCCCAAUUCGGUCUUAGGGUUUCUGCUCAACAAUGGAGGGUUGGGACCCGAACACGAAGUCGACUCUAACCCAGAUCCCGCUCCUGACCACCAAGGCCGGGCCGAGAGACGGGCCGGCGUGGACCCAGCGGCUCAAAGAGGAAUAUAAAUCGCUGAUCGCCUACACCCAGAUGAACAAGUCCAACGACAACGAUUGGUUCCGAAUCUCCGCCGCCAAUCCGGAGGGGACACGUUGGACCGGGAAAUGCUGGUACGUCCAUAACCUCCUCAAGUACGAGUUCGACCUCCAGUUUGACAUUCCGGUCACGUACCCUGCCACCGCGCCGGAGCUCGAGCUGCCUCAGCUCGAUGGAAAAACCCAAAAGAUGUAUAGAGGAGGGAAGAUUUGCUUGACUGUGCAUUUCAAGCCGCUUUGGGCCAAAAACUGCCCUAGAUUUGGUAUAGCACAUGCUCUUUGUUUGGGUCUUGCUCCAUGGCUUGCGGCAGAGAUUCCCAUCCUUGUGGAUUCUGGUAUGGUUAAGCACAAAGAUGAUGCGGCGACAUCGGCUGAAUCUUAGUUGUAAACUGUAAUGGUAAAGUUGUAAGAACUGUUGAGCCAUAAAUAGCAAUUUACUGCAAUUGAGCUGUGAGGAUUAUAACUUUAGUCCUCAGAUAAACUACAUCUUCAAGUCAAUACACAUACUCUUGAAUUA
Argentina anserina (silverweed cinquefoil) is the source of this 743-nucleotide messenger RNA. Its product is annotated as ubiquitin-fold modifier-conjugating enzyme 1. The transcript is spliced from 3 exons. Gene Ontology annotation, biological process: protein K69-linked ufmylation. Gene Ontology annotation, cellular component: cytoplasm. The record is from RefSeq and is a predicted model, not a curated record. The coding region runs from base 84 to 608 and encodes 174 amino acids. NCBI's taxonomy places the organism in Eukaryota, Viridiplantae, Streptophyta, Magnoliopsida, Rosales, Rosaceae. Gene Ontology annotation, molecular function: UFM1 conjugating enzyme activity.